Penicillium coprophilum is the source of this 384-nucleotide messenger RNA. RefSeq lists its product as uncharacterized. The transcript has 3 exons. The annotation marks the transcript as partial. Lineage: Eukaryota; Fungi; Ascomycota; Eurotiomycetes; Eurotiales; Aspergillaceae. The record is from RefSeq and is a predicted model, not a curated record.
UCGCCUUGUUUUAAUAAGCUAUUCGAUAUAGAGAUCACGGGCUUUAUAGUGUUUUUAGCUUCCACUAAUAGAGCCGAUAUCAAUUCCAAAGUGCGGUGGUCUCUACACUUAUGGCUAAAGAUAGAAAAAGCCCCUUUAGUCUAUGGUAGGGGAGAUACUGAUAUAUAUACGCGGUUUUUGCGGCGUAGGACUAAGGAAAGUGAUAUAGCAAAGUUCGCUUCCCCUAUUAUUAAGGCCCUAUUAUCGUUAUCUCCUCCGAGAACCACUUAUAGGGCACUAGGCUUACUAUCUAUCUUUCGGGAUCUUUCGAAUAUCGACGAAGCUAGAGUGACUUUUAUACUAUACCCACAAGAUUUAACAAAAGAAGAAACACAGGAAAACUAA